CUUGGGCAUGCUUUCUUCAUACAGAUCGCCCAACCUCUUUCUCCUAUUCUCUUGUUUCUCUUCUCCCUCCCCUUUCUUCCUCCUCAUCUCCCACGGUCUGUCUUCUCGGCCCGCACCAUGAAGCACGCUCAUCUUCUAGCCGCCUUAAUCGUGGCCGUGUUGGUGGCGGUGAGGCACCUGCCGCCGCAGCAUGAGGUCGAGAAAGAGGAGUUGGCGGCGGCCUCCGCCACCCAAAUAGCCUCCCUCAACAUCCACGCUCUGGACACCGACACCCUCCGUCUAGAGACCUUGAUUGGUCCUUGCCUCGUUAUUGUUGAAACUGCCCUCAACAAAAACAUCACCCGGAUGAAGGGGCUGGCUAUCCCGAGGGGAGUGAACCGAGUCGUGUUCAAAACACUGAACACGGACAAGAAGUUGAUGGCCAAGGGAGAGUUUGAUUCGAGCUACACCGGCUUCACGGUAGACAACACAGAUGUCAAGCUUGUUGCCAUAAUCCAAGUGGAGGGUUUGAAACUAGAUGAAGUAGCUCCUGGAGCCUACCGUUAAUGCGGCUAGAAGAUAAGCGUGCUUCAUGGUGCACAUGCAAGAGAAUAGGAGAAAGAGGUUUGGGCGAUCUGUGUGAAGAAAGCAUGCCCAAGUCC
This is a messenger RNA of Cuscuta campestris, 641 nucleotides long. The record is from the annotation of a GenBank genome assembly. NCBI's taxonomy places the organism in Eukaryota, Viridiplantae, Streptophyta, Magnoliopsida, Solanales, Convolvulaceae.